Molecule: messenger RNA, 3837 nt
Organism: Branchiostoma floridae (Florida lancelet)
Lineage: Eukaryota; Metazoa; Chordata; Leptocardii; Amphioxiformes; Branchiostomatidae
Product: pancreatic alpha-amylase-like
Exons: 14
Coding region: 79-2262 (727 amino acids)
Biological process (GO): carbohydrate metabolic process
Molecular function (GO): cation binding; alpha-amylase activity
Source: RefSeq, a predicted model, not a curated record
AUUCUUUUCUCGACUUUUUUCAAAACGAGACGUGUUAUCUGAUUCUGUAGUUCACCGACAAGGACAAUUAUCCACGAAAUGUCUAUGAUAAUCCUGCUCCUUGCGGGGCUGAGCGGCACUCUGGCCCAACAUGCCCCGCACACGGCUGACAACAAACAGGCCAUCGUGCACCUGUUUGAGUGGAGAUGGGCUGACAUCGCCGCGGAGUGUGAGACGUUUCUGGGACCCUACGGCUUCGGAGGUGUACAGGUGUCGCCACCGACUGAAAACCGUGUGAUCACCAGUCCGAACCGGCCGUGGUGGGAGCGCUACCAGCCAAUCAGCUAUCGCCUCAACACCCGCAGUGGCAACGAUGAGGACUUCAAGGACAUGGUUCACCGCUGUAACCAGCAGGGAGUCAGAAUCUACGCGGAUGUCGUCAUCAACCACAUGUGCGCUGAUGGCGGCUCGGGAAACGGCACGGGCGGGAGUCACUUCAACGCCGACAGCCUGGAUUUCCCGGGCGUCCCCUUCGGAACCGAUGACUUCACCGACUGCGGCACGUGCGGUACCAGCGACUGCAGCAUCCAAAACUAUAGCGAUGUUAAUCAGGUACGUAACUGCCGCUGGGCCAGCAAGUUGGAUUCGAAGCUCAGUAGCGACUACGUCCGUGGGAAGAUCGUGGACUACAUGAACUACCUUAUCUCCAUCGGAGUUGCCGGCUUCCGUGUUGAUGCCGCCAAACACAUGUUGCCGGGAGACUUGGCCGCCAUCUUCGGCCGGCUCAGCGACCUCAACACCGCUUACUUCCCGUCAGGUUCCCGCCCCUUCAUCGCCAUGGAGGUCAUCGACCUGGGUGGAGAGGCAAUUUCGUCAUCAGAGUACACCCAUCUAGGGAGGAUCACAGAGUUCAGGUACGGCAUGCAGCUCGGAACCCUCUUUAGAAAGCAGUACGGACAGAAGCUGGCUUAUCUGCAGUUCAUCGGCGAGACCUGGGGUAUGCAGUGGGACAACAACGCGUUGGUGUUCGUGGACACCCACGACACCCAAAGGGGCCACGGGGCAGGCGGACAGGCCAUCCUCACCUUUAGAGACAGCAAGCUGUAUAAGAUGGCCAAUGCUUUCAUGCUGGCGUUCCCGUACGCCUUUGUUAGGAUGAUGAGUAGCUACUACUGGGACCAGUGGUGGGAAGACUGGAGGGACAAGAACGACUGGAUCGGGCCGCCAGCCGACGGUAGCGGCAACACUAUGGGGGUGUCAAUCAACAACAAGGGCAGCUGUAGCAACGGAUGGAUAUGUGAACACCGCUGGCGUCCCAAUCGCAACAUGGUGAUGUUCCGUAACGUGGCAGCCGGGUACGGCUUAUCCAACUGGUGGGACAACCGUAGCAACCAGAUUGCAUUCUCCAGAGAAGACAGAGGUUUCAUAGCCAUCAACAACGAAGUCUGGUGGGCACUGGACGCGACCCUGCAGACUGGUCUCUCCUCUGGCGACUACUGUGACGUCAUAUCCGGUGAUCUUUCUAACGGAGGCUGUACGGGAAAGACCAUUACUGUGGGCGGGGACGGCAGGACUCACAUUUACAUCGCAGGUGAUGACGAGGUCCCAAUGAUCGCCAUCCACGCAGGCUCUAAAGUAUGCAGGGGUAACGGAACCAACCCAGGGGUGACAGACCCAGUGGACCCUACGCACCCUAGCCCGAUCAGCCCAACAGGAACAAACAGGACAGUUGUUUUCAUCAAGAAGCAGACGUCAGUCGGGCAGGACCUGUUCCUGAGAGGUGGCGUUGGAUACGGAGAUAGACCAGGAUGUACAAGGGAUGCAGUGUCAAGCCAAUGUGCCAUCCCCAUCUCGCACAGAAUCAAAAGCUCCAACACGGAAGGAGACAACUAUCUGGACUGGUAUGGUGUCGAGUGCGGACAGGGCCUUGAUAUACAGGGCAGUCCUCUGGUCUGGACCACGAAUAACUCCAACAGCGCGGCUACAGUCAGCUCCCAGGGGUACGGCUACACACCACUCAACCAGUGGGGGGACCACUACUGGAUGCUAGAUGUGGAUAUGGACUGUUCGCGAACAGAAAACGGUUGGUUUGAGGUGAGAGCCAUGACCAUUGCCCGUUAUCCCGGCGGUUUUGUCCAGUGGGAGAGUGACCGGAACCAGGGGACGUGUGGUGGGACGGCGGGCGGGAACAAGCCCUACUCCUCCGGUAACCACUUCGCACGCUGCGGCAAGAUCAACGCCUUUGACUUUGACGGCAACACUUGUACCAUCAACGAAUUUUAAGAUCAAUUGGAAAUUUUGCUGAUUAUGGAUGAGAUCUAUGUGUACUAACUAAGGGGAGGGAGGGAGGAAGGAAGAUGAAAAUGAUAAAAAGAGACAAAGAAAUUUAUGGUAUUACUAGUGACGCACGUCAUUUUGGUAGUGUACUUCAGAGAUGAAUUAGAGGUACGCAAAUUUGGUCGCCAUCAGCAUUGAUAAUAAAAGUUGGUUUAGGUCUAGUAAAGACGAGAAUUGCUUGUGCGCUCUCAUAUGUGCAGAGAAAUCAUAUGCAGAGAAAGCAGUAAAUAAAACAUAAGGAAAAGCCAGUGACCUACAAUACAGCAUGGGCCUUCCAAACAUCUUAUAAAAUUGUGGUUAUAAGGUGCAAGUACAUAUUAGCAAACAAAAUUAGCCAAGGAGGUUGAAAGGAGGUUGAAAAAUUAAAUUAGAAUUAUAUAGCAAAGUAUCAGAAUACACCGAAAACUUACUCCUACGGAGAAAAACUGAGUCUUGAUAUCUACAAACGAAAUAUGUGAAAGAAAUAUAUAAAAUUAACUAAAUAAAAGAAGAUGAAUCAAAAUUACAAAAUUAAGUAUUUAUAAACAUCAGAAGCUUACAAAUAUAUAAGACAUAUACUUGAAAUAGGAGUCUUGAAAUACAUGAAACUUAAGUUAUCAAAGAAAGAUAAAAGGAAAGGCAGGUAAUCAUGAAGCAAAGGAAACAAACAAAUCAGGUGGAAUCAUAUGCUUGGAAUAUCUAUGCAAUCUAUCUUCAGAUCUAGACGUUUUUUUCUGAAACUGUAAGUGUAAUGGCAGACAUGUUUUUUUGUAGUUAGUAUAGAUUGUUCCUUAUGGUGGAGCAUCUGAUGAUUGUAGUAAAAUCGUCUUAGACUAGCUAGCUGCUAUAAAUGAUCUUAAAACAUUUUGCUGUCUCGUAUUGUGAUGGUGAACAUCUCAGCUUACUAAUUCAAAAAUUUAAAUUUUUUUCAGUAAUUUAAAAAGGCUUAAUAAUAUAUAAGUUUAUUGUACAUUCAUGCCCUAUCGGGCUAAGUACAGGCAUACAAGUAUAAGAGUAUAAUAAUAAAGUACAUAAAGUGACUUCUUGUCUCUUUAUGGUGUUAUUAUAGAGGAUGGGUUUGUUCAACAUAGAUUGGUCAUUGCCAAGUGAAAUUUUCGGUACUAGUCAUCGAUUCAAAGUCAAGGUUCCCAGACGGAAUAGCGGAGAAACCUAUCCACAAGCUUUCACAGAUAAUGCCGAUUGGAAAAGUGAUGCAGCUUGGCACAGAAAUCUGUGAAUCGUCAUUAAUUUUGGUAAACCAUUUUUUAGAACCUCCUUGGAUCCACUAACAGCGGUACACUAAUUUUUUUUAGAGUAGAUAAGUAUUCGUGUGUUUUCACGGCAACAUUAUGAGGUUUCUUUAUGAUUUGACAAUGUAUACGUGCAUGUAGUGAGAAGGGAGUGUCGUAGGCGGCGCGUGGUGACAGAAGCUGAGAACUGGGGGAAAUGUUCACCAGGUGGUUUUGAGUUCGCGAAAGUUAAAUGCAUUAAUGCAGUAUUUGAUUUUUUUCACCGCAUUCUUAAUACCGACGUCACAUCAUU